This is a messenger RNA of Aspergillus niger, 699 nucleotides long. RefSeq lists its product as uncharacterized. The coding region runs from base 1 to 699 and encodes 232 amino acids. The transcript has 4 exons. The record is from RefSeq and is a predicted model, not a curated record. Gene Ontology annotation, biological process: aerobic respiration; mitochondrial respiratory chain complex I assembly; electron transport coupled proton transport. Gene Ontology annotation, molecular function: NADH dehydrogenase (ubiquinone) activity; quinone binding; 4 iron, 4 sulfur cluster binding. Lineage: Eukaryota; Fungi; Ascomycota; Eurotiomycetes; Eurotiales; Aspergillaceae.
AUGCUGCCUCUCACCGGUCGCGCCAUUCCAGGCGCCAUCCCAAACGCUCUUCAUGUGCGACCGCGUAUCACAUCUUGCCAAUUCCGAAUCCAGCCAGUUUCAUUCCUUUCGUCCUCUUCAGUCAAGUCGGCAACAGCAAUCGAACAGCGGGGACAGUCUGGCCAAGCACUCACUGCUUCUGGAAAGGUGCGGAAAGAGGUGCCCUUGCCGAGCCAGGAGAAAAAGGAGGGUGCUAUGCAAUAUGUCCUUACCACGCUUGACCAAGUCGCUAACUGGGCACGCCAAAGUUCUUUGUGGCCUAUGACUUUUGGCCUCGCCUGUUGUGCAGUUGAGAUGAUGCAUCUUUCGACCCCCAGAUAUGACCAGGAUCGUCUAGGAAUCAUUUUCAGAGCGUCACCGCGGCAAUCGGAUGUGAUGAUCGUGGCAGGCACAUUGACAAAUAAGAUGGCUCCCGCUCUCAGACAGGUGUAUGACCAAAUGCCUGACCCUCGUUGGGUUGUCAGUAUGGGGAGUUGCGCAAAUGGUGGUGGUUAUUACCAUUACAGUUAUUCUGUUGUUCGCGGAUGCGACAGAAUUGUACCCGUGGAUGUCUACGUUCCCGGAUGUCCGCCAACCUCCGAAGCAUUGAUGUACGGCAUCUUUCAACUUCAAAAGAAGAUGCGGCACACAAGGAUCACCCGCAUGUGGUAUCGCCGUUAA